AUGGCUCACCGAUCGAGGCCACCUACCUCCUACAGCACCUCGGCAGGCUCAUCGUACCCGACGCACAGCUAUAGGUAUGGCGAGUACAACACAACUACGACGUCCCGUCCAAAGACACGUCGAAGCACUGGUAGGCCUUCGACAGCUCGCCCAAGGACAGGUGCAUCUACCAUUGCCCGUGUCGAAGCUCAGACCGUUAUCUGUGCCGUCGCCGAGUCUCGCGGCAUUUCACCAACAGUUGGCAUAUCCUUUGUCAACAUGGACACUGGAGAAGCUGUGCUUUGUCAGAUAUGCGACAGUCAGACCUACGUCAAGACGAUUCACAAACUACGUGUCUAUGGCCCAUCCGAGAUCCUUAUCGUGUCCACAUCUGCCAGUCCCAAAUCGAAGUUGUUCUCAAUUAUUGACGAAAAUUUGGAACUCAUGGAUAGCAAGAUGACACUUCUAGACCGCAAGUACUGGGCUGAGAGUGCCGGCUUCGAUUACAUUAGGACGCUAGCACUUGACGACGACGUAGAGGCCAUCAAGCUCUCGGUUUCUGGCAGUUACUAUGCGGUUUGUUGCAUAGCUGCUGUGCUGAAGUACACUGAGUUGGUUCUCGGAAUCAAAUUCCCGUAUCAUUCGCUAAGGAUGAAGUACGAACCAUCAGAGGGUUCUAUGCUGAUCGACGUUUCCACCAUAUACUCACUCGAGCUUGUUCAGAACUUGCAUAAUCCGAAGUCAAAGGACUGUUUGUUCGGCCUUCUCAACGAGACGCAGACUCCGAUGGGAGGUCGACUUCUUCGCAGCAACGUCCUCCAGCCGCUUACUGAUACCGACACCCUGAACAAGCGAUACGAUGCUGUAGACGAGCUUCAGGUGAAGGAGGACAUUUUCCAUGGCACACGUUCGGCAUUGAAGAACUUUCUGGAUGCGGACAAGAUACUGACGGCUCUCAUCAUCAUUCCGACCAAACCAACUAUACAGACUACGGAACAGAGUAUCAAUCAGGUUAUCAUGUUGAAGCAGUUCAUCACCUCAGUCUCGCCCAUAUAUGAAGCGCUCACUGGAGCACGAAGCUGGAUGUUGAACAAUAUUCGCGAACUCUGCGCCCCUGAGAACAUCGUGUCGGUGCACGACCUCAUCAACAACUAUAUCAAUGAAGACACCACAUAUGCAAAGCAGCCGCUUGAGCUCCGGAACCAGCGCAACUAUGCGGUCAAAUCAGGAGUCAACGGUUUGCUCGAUGUAGCACGAACAACCUACAAAGAAUCAAUGGAGGAUGCCUAUCAACAUGCCACAGAACUGAGUGAGGAAUAUGACAUCAAGCUCGAUCUCAAAUACGAGGCUGGUCGGAACUUCUACCUUCGAAUACAUACGGCAGAGCUAGAGGACAAGGUCCUUCCGCCAGUAUUCACAAACGUGUUCAAAAAGAAAAAGAUGGUCGAAUGUCAGACUGUGGAGUUGAUGAAGAGGAACCAGAAGAUCAACGUCUCUCACCAAGAGGUCGUGUUGAUGAGCGACGAGGCUGUCCAGAUUCUUAUUGAGGAAGUGCGUGGUCACAUGUCAGCGCUCUUCAAGAUUUGCGAAGCGAUUGCGAUGCUCGAUAUGCUGUCUGCCUUCGCUCAUCUUGUGACUAUUAACGAUUACGUUCGCCCUCGCAUCGGUGAUACCCUCGGCAUCAAGGCAGCAAGGCACCCGAUCCGCGAGAAGAUCAUGCAGACAAAGUUCAUUCCAAACGAUGUGUAUGCUACGCAACAAUCCCGCUUCCAGAUCAUUACUGGCUGCAACAUGAGCGGAAAGAGCACCUUCAUUCGCUCGGUCGCCCUCCUGUGCAUUAUGGCUCAAGUGGGUAGCUUUGUUCCCGCAAGCACCGCAUCCUUCCCGAUAUUACAUAACCUCUUUGCCAGGAUUGGCAUGGACGACAGUAUCGAAAGCAACGUGUCUACAUUUGCAGCAGAAAUGCGGGAGAUUGCUUUCAUACUGCGGAACCUUGAGCGGCGGAGCAUGGCUAUCGUUGAUGAGCUUGGCCGCGGCACCAGCACCCGCGACGGCCUUGCCAUCGCUAUUGCUAUCGCCGAGGCUUUGGUUGAUAGCAGGGCUUUGGUGUGGUUUGCAACCCAUUUCAAGGAUCUGGCCACCAUUCUCUCCGAGCGCAACGGUGUCAUCUGCCUUCAUCUUGCUGUUGAGAUCAGUAACGACGAUACUAUGACAAUGCUCUACCGCGCCGUCGAAGGCUCUGUGCAAGAAUCCCAUUACGGUCUUGCCCUUGCCCGCCUUGUGCCCUUGCCAUCACAAGUUCUCUCCGACGCCGCCUACUUCGCACACAAGCUUGAGCGCCGCCUUCAUCAGAAGAAGAAGACCUCCAAGAACGUCAUCGCCGAGCGCCGUCGCAAGCUCAUACUCGACCUCAAAGAGCAUCUUGUACAAGCGUACAAAGGCACGUUAGAGGGUGAUCUGUUAGCUUCAUGGUUGAAAGAGUUACAGAAGGAGUUCGUCAAUCGAAUGACAGCUAUCAACGAGGAAGAGAAGGGUGCUGUAGAAAGCGAGGAGGAAGAGGACGAUGUGGAGAUGAGGGAGGAGGAUUUGGGUGACGAUGAGAUGAUAGAUGCUGGGAAUGACUCGCGUGCUACGGCGACGGAAUCUCGCGAGCGACCGCCGACAGUGAUCUCGAUUGAUUCGCAGGUGUCGUCAUCUACGGGAUCGUUGUCGACGAUCAGGCCGGCUCCGGAAACGAUGUCAUCGGUCCGAGCAGUCUCAGAAAACAUGUGGUAA
This is a messenger RNA of Didymosphaeria variabile, 2754 nucleotides long. It is a transcript of the gene MSH4, whose product is annotated as MutS protein msh4. NCBI's taxonomy places the organism in Eukaryota, Fungi, Ascomycota, Dothideomycetes, Pleosporales, Didymosphaeriaceae. The transcript has 8 exons. The record is from RefSeq and is a predicted model, not a curated record. Gene Ontology annotation, molecular function: ATP-dependent DNA damage sensor activity; mismatched DNA binding; ATP binding. The coding region runs from base 1 to 2754 and encodes 917 amino acids. Gene Ontology annotation, biological process: reciprocal meiotic recombination; mismatch repair. Gene Ontology annotation, cellular component: nucleus.